Messenger RNA from Peromyscus eremicus (cactus mouse), 2313 nucleotides. It is a transcript of the gene Rilpl1, whose product is annotated as Rab interacting lysosomal protein like 1. Bases 458 to 1675 code for a protein of 405 amino acids. Lineage: Eukaryota; Metazoa; Chordata; Mammalia; Rodentia; Cricetidae. Gene Ontology annotation, cellular component: ciliary basal body; cytoplasm. The record is from RefSeq and is a predicted model, not a curated record. Gene Ontology annotation, biological process: cilium assembly. Gene Ontology annotation, molecular function: protein dimerization activity. The transcript has 7 exons.
GCUGGGGUCGCGGGGACCGGAGCCCGGGAGGCGGGACCGGAGCCAGGGGCGGAGCUUCGGGACCAGCGGGGGCUGCCGCAGCGGGACCCCCGGGGGGACGGAGACGCGCGCCCCUCUCCAAGCCCACGUCGCCUCGCAGCGUCCCCGCGGGGAGGAGCCGGCCACCCGGAGUCACUAGGCGUUUCCAAAGUUUGGAUUCACCUCCCCGGGAGGAGUCUCCGGGCCGCGGUCCCUCCGGGCACCGGGCGCCACCCGCCUCCCAGGCCGGGACCCGCGUCUACCAUCGCUCGGCGGUGUCGGAGCCGCAAGUCGGGAGGCGCCGCGGGCCUGCGCACGCGCCGCCGCCCUCGCCAUCCUCCCCGCGGUGCUCCAGCUCCCCCCCUCCGCCCCAACUCCCGCCCCCCAAGUUCACGAGUUAAACGCGAGUGGACGGACGGCGCGGGGCCCGCGCGGGGCCAUGGAGGAGCCGCUGGGGUCGCCGCCCGCCGCCCUGUCGGCGCUGGAGAAGAACGUGGCGGAGCUGACCGUCAUGGACGUGUACGACAUCGCGUCGCUCGUGGGCCACGAGUUCGAGAGGGUCAUCGACCAACACGGCUGCGAGGCCAUCGCGCGUCUCAUGCCCAAGGUCGUGAGGGUCCUGGAGAUCCUCGAGGUGCUGGUUAGCCGGCACCAUGUCGCUCCCGAGCUGGACGAGCUGCGCCUGGAGCUGGACCGGCUGCGCGUGGAGAGGAUGGACCGCAUCGAGAAGGAGCGCAAGCAUCAGAAGGAGCUGGAGCUGGUGGAGGAUGUGUGGCGGGGCGAGGCACAGGACCUCCUGUCCCAGAUCGCCCAGCUGCAGGAGGAGAAUAAGCAACUGAUGACCAACCUCAACCACAAAGACGUGGGCUUCUCUGAGGAGGAGUUCCAGAAGCAGGAAGGCAUGUCCGAGCGUGAGCGGCAGGUGAUGAAGAGGCUGAAGGAGGUGGUGGACAAGCAGAGGGAUGAGAUCCGAGCCAAAGACAGGGAGCUUGGCCUGAAGAACGAGGACGUCGAGGCUCUGCAGCAGCAGCAGACGAGGCUGAUGAAGAUCAACCACGACCUUCGGCACCGGGUCACCGUGGUGGAGGCCCAGGGGAAGGCUUUGAUUGAGCAGAAGGUGGAGCUUGAGGCUGACCUGCAGACCAAGGAGCAGGAGAUGGGCAGCCUGCGGGCAGAACUCGGGAAGCUUCGCGAGAGGCUGCAGGGCGAGCGCGGCCAGAACGGGGAGGAGGAGGCCGAGGUACAGCUGCAGCCGGAUGGAGAGCAGUGCAUCUCGGACUCCGAGAAGGCUGCCCUGGACCUCAAGGACCCCAAUCGCCCUCGGUUCACACUGCAGGAGCUGCGGGAUGUACUGCAUGAGAGGAAUGAGCUUAAGUCCAAGGUGUUCCUGCUGCAAGAGGAGCUGGCCUACUAUAAGAGUGAAGAAAUAGAAGAGGAGACUCGAAUACCCCAACCUCCGCCCAUCAUACACCCAAGAACGUCCCCCCAGCAGGAGUCUGGGAUCAAGCGACUGUUUAGCUUUUUCUCCCGGGACAAGAAGCGCCUAGCCAACGCGCAGAGACCCAUGCACAUCCACGAGUCCUUUGGCCAGUGGGCGAACACCCACCGAGAUGACGGGUACACAGAACAGGGGCAGGAAGCGCUACAGCACCUGUGACCGUGCCCGCCUCCUGGACCGCCCACCGCCGCCUGCCCCGGGUGGCUGCCUCGACAUCGACCCCUCAAACGAACUGUCUGCUUUGAGGAGGGAUGAUGAGAAACUGAUGCCAGAUUCUAAAGAAGUGUUUAUUUAUCUGCAGGGCUACCCAGUUUAUACGCAACGCCUCUGACCCCUUAGCACCUAUAUUUAAUAAGACAAGGAUCUGAAGCGAGACCUCGUUAAUUUUAGUAACAAGCUUCCCGUGCUGAACACAUCACUUACCACCUACCAUGGCUGUCUGACUCCUAGGUUUAGUUGUUCUGUUUUCUUAUGGCCUUUGUCAUGUUAGCGAGAAGCCGUGGAAGGAGAGUUUUAUAUCAUGAAGUUGCCCUGGUGGUAGCAGGUUGUACAGGAUGUAUGGAUCGGACAGGCGGAGCCUCUAGUCCUGGGAUGAGCCGCCCAACUUGGAUGGGACACAAGAGAAAAUCAUCACAGUCCUCCCGGCCACCGGCUGGAAACAAACCUUGGGAUUGUCACUUGCUGCUCGUGGUAAGGCUUAGAGGCCCAAGCAGCCUGUCCGAAGUGGUGUGCCUUGGAAUCUGCUAUGGGCUGCUACACAGUACUAACCAAACAAAGUUGUUUAGGAUGAGACAUCA